CUCCGGUCUCCCUUCCACAUAUAUACGCGUCCUUCAGAGUAGUCCUUCGCGUCGCACUCGAACUUGGCUCAUUUCCAGGUUGUGAUGGACUUGCGUAGUUUAGCCAGAGAAACCUUCUGCUCAUCAAACAAACUGUCGGCUUCUACUGGUUCAAACAAACUCACCAAGACAUACACACAUGUAAAAAGGGGGAACUGCUGCAAUAUACAGAACAACACAUCAAAGCUUCCUGCAUUUUCACAGUGGAUCCUAAUAACGUAACAUUAGCACUGCUGGUCAUAUCUGGACAAUACAACCGUUGAGGAUGCCUCCUGGUUUCCAUGUUAUUAACCUUUUCAGUGCUCUGUGGCUGUUAUCCAUAGACUCUGUUCUCAGUGAGGAUCCCAGGCUGCUGGUGAGUGCGGUUAGGAACAUUGCUGUGGGGUCAGACUAUGUUGUUGUGGCCACUGAGUCCUGCCUGUACCUGUUUGAUCACACCCUGAGCCAGAGGUUGGCUGAAACUUCAGCUAAUGAAUCUAGCACUGAGUGUCGUGGAAGUGCCCCCGGACAAGCAACCAUGGGGCAGAAACCUCCGUAUAACAUGUUGUUGCUUGUGUAUAGGGACAUUGUGCUCAGUUGCUGGAUUACAAAUACCAGUUUUUGUAAUGAGAGGAAACUGAACAAGUUUGAGAAUAUUAGCAGUAUUACCCCCGAUCUCCUGACACCUAACACAAGCCUCUCAGCUGCAGGAAUUGUAUUCAGUAAUGAACAAACCUAUCUCAUUCUUGCUACUUUUACAAACAAACACAGUGAUCUGCAUCCAGUAUCUAUAAAAACAAGAGAAACUAUGGGAUUUAUAACAGAAAACGAAAAUAGCUAUGCUGAAUUAAAUACAACAACUGUUUUGCAGUUUGUGAAUGCAUUUUCUUGGGAGAGAAUUUUUUUUUUUCCAUAUUUUGUACCUGAGUUGGAUAAUGCUAAAAUACUGUCUGUAAAGAAUCCCAAAGGAGCAGAUUUACAGCUUUGGGGCCUCGCUCAUCUUCCUUGUGGUAGUGAUAUACGAAGAGGGGUGAUUCUGUCUUCUUUCCAUUUCAUGAAAUCAGGAGGACACUUUUGGGCUGGGAUAUUCACCAGUCAAAGCCAAGCUAUGAGCCCAGAUAAGACAGCGCUCUGUAUUUACAAUCUUACUAACAUGAUGAAACAAGAAAAAGAGUGUAUUGCAGAAGACUUUAGAGAUGAAUGUAGCAGUAAGGAUCACUCUGCAAAGAAUUCUCUUCCGAUUCUUCCAAUAAACCUGGGACCUACUCUGACCCAUGGCAACCUAUCUGCUGUAUUUGCAGUGGAAGUGCAGAAUAAAAUGGUUUUUUUCUUGGGAACUGGAAAUGGACAGGUGUUGAAGGUUACCUUGGACUCAGAGUGGAAAGCAAACUGUCCAGAAAUCUUAUUCCAGUUUGAUAACGACACUGCAGUGUCUCGAACAAUCAAAGCUGAUCCUGUUAACAGUACCUAUAUAUAUGUAGCUGCAGAAAAUAAGAUAAAACGGAUUAAAGUUGCUAACUGUGAAAGUUUCAAAACAUAUAAGGAGUGUUUAUCAGCAAAGGAUCCCUACUGUGGAUGGUGUCAUUCUCAAACAAGGUGUACACUAAAUGCAGAAUGUAUACCUUCAGAUGUUCCAGGUAACUGGAAUGGCAUGUCAGAGGAAGGAGGGAAUUAUUUGGAUUUUCUUGUUGUACCUAUAAAGGACAAACAGCUUCGAAUAACAGCUAAGUCAAGCAAUGCUAAAAAUACCACGUGGCAAUGUACAGUGCAAAAUGUGGGUACAAAUAAGACACUUUGUAAUGGUGUGGCAGAGAAAAACUCCAUGAAAUGUUCCUGUCUGGUCUCCACCACGGGAUUGUCUGACAAUGACCAACUAGGAAUUGAAUUGACAAACGGAAAAAGAUCAGUUUCAGAUGUCUUCCAGUUUAAAAAGUGUCGGCAGCUGCAGAACAGAUGCAUGGAGUGCAUACAGAGUGGGUGCCUAUGGUGCACUACUAAUGCUACAUGUACAUCUCCCUUAACCCCAUGUAAAGAUUAUGGAGAGAAGGCAAACUGCACAGCUUUACCACCAAAACCAACCUAUCAGGUUAUGGCUUUACCAGAGAACAGCAUGUUGGAUAAUAAGGACAACAUUUCUAUUAAAUCAAUAAGCUCAGAUAGGAUAUCCUAUCUAGGAAAGGACAUAUUAAUAACUGGUGAAAACUUACAAAAUCUGUAUAGCGUGCUUUUAUUUGGAACAAGCAGCUGUCCAGCACAAAAUGUUGAAAUAUCCCAAAUUGUCAAUGACACACAUGCUGUCCUGUCACUUCCAAAAAGUCGGAAAGAAGUCAAGAGCAUUUGUUUUAACCCAAAGGAAAAUGGCUGUUCUGAAAACAAAACUAUUAACUAUGUAUCCUUGCCGUCUUGCUUUAACAUAUCACCAAACACAGCAUGGCAUGGGGGCGGUCGCAAUAUUACAAUUACUGGUAAAAAUAUGGAUAUUGUGAACAGUCUCAUUGUAUCAAACACAUUACAUCAGUGGAGGCCUAUAAUCUUAUGUCCAGGAAACAUAUCACAAUGCAAAUUUCUUGCUCCACAGUUUGCAGCACCAACUCAGUGGUUAAAUAUAAACAUGAGUGUGGUAGACAAUACUUUUAUAGCAUGUGGGAGUUUGAAAUAUCUGGAAAAUCCCUGUUUCACUAGUUUUGCGGUUCUUAAUGAUAUUGACACUGAACUAGAACUACGAAUAAAGAAAACAAAUGAUAAUUUAGGUAUUCAGAGACAAGAGAUGCAAAUUCACAUCUAUUAUUUAAACAAGAUCUAUGACUGCAUUGUGUAUAACAUUACCCAAAACUUGAAAGAAAGUACUGUAUUUUGUAAAGCAAAGAAAGAUUCUAGAGAUAAAAUUGAUGUGUCUAUAAUGAAAGUAAAUGUGACUUUGGGAAAUUUUACAACAAUUUUGGAAACCCCUGGAUUUCCACGCCUGUACAUUCUCCUGGUUUUACUGCUUAUACCUCUUUUGCUUGUAAUCAUUGCUGCCUGUUUAGUGACCAAACGUAAAUCCAAAGAAAUGAGCAACAAACUGAGUGAGCAGCUUGAACAGUUGGAAUGUGAUGUUAUAGAAGAAAUUCGCAGUGGUUUUGCUGAAUUACAAAUGGACAAGUUAGAUAUGACAGUGGAAAGUUUGGGUACCAUUCCAUUCCUUGACUACAAACAUUUUGCUCUAAGGACAUUUCUUCCAGAGAUGGAGGAGAGCAAAAAUGAUUUCACUGAGAAAAUGUAUGAAAAUGUCCCAUCACCUUUCCGAAACAGAACAGUUGAUGAAAAUGAACAUUUGCAUCUUUUGAGGAAACUUUUUGAGAAAAAGCGUUUUCUGGUCCAUUUAAUCCACACCCUGGAACAUCAGAGCAAUUUCUCAGUUAGAGACAGGUGCCGUUUUGCAUCAUUCCUGACCAUAAGCUUUCAGAGUAAUCUAGUAUAUCUCACUGAACUCCUUGAGGUUUUGAUAAAAGACCUUAUGGAUCAAUCAAGCAACAAACAACCCAAACUGAUGCUUAGGAGGACAGAAUCUGUUGUGGAAAAGCUACUGACCAACUGGAUGUCUACAUGUCUGUAUGGCUAUCUGAGGGAAUUUGUUGGGGAACCACUGUACCUUCUUGUUUGCAUGCUAAACCAGAGGAUUCACAAAGGGCCAAUAGAUGCAAUUACCUGUAAAGCCCUAUAUACCUUGAAUGAGGACUCUCUUCUUUGGCAAAUAAAUGCAAAAUUCAGUAGUUUGGACCUGAAUGUGUAUUUUCCAAAUGGCAGUGAAGAAAAUGUAACUGAAUCUAUCAAGGUGACUGUUUUGGACUGUGAUACAGUUGGCCAAGCAAAAGAGAAAAUCGUGCAAAAGUUUUUCAUUAAAAAAGGAUACAACUGGGGUUUUCCACUUCAUGACACUGGUCUAGUGCUUCAUCAUGGUCAGUUACAGAAGCAGCUGUCUGAUAUUGAUAACACCUCAGUUGUUUUGGAAAAUGGCAUCAUAAAACUAAAUACCCUAAAACAUUACAAGAUUGAAGAUGGGGUAACAGUUAAGGUCAUCAUACAGAAAAACUGUGAUGUGCAAGAUUUGGAAAACUCCAGUAAAUACUAUCACCUGGUUUUACCAAGUUCUCAAGGAAGUGAGCAAAUAGAAGGUGAAGAAAACCAAGGGAAACACAAAUUUCAAGUAAAAGAGUUAUAUCUGACAAAGCUCCUAUCCACUAAGGUUGCAAUUCAUUCAUCUGUAGAAAAGCUGUUCCGGAGUAUUUGGACCAUACCAACCAACAAGCCACCAACAGCUGUUAAAUAUUUCUUUGAUCUCCUGGAUUCCCAGGCAGAGAUCAAGAAAAUAACUGACCUUGAUGUGUUGCACAUUUGGAAAACUAAUAGCUUACCUCUUCGUUUCUGGGUGAAUAUCUUGAAGAACCCUCAGUUUGUGUUUGACCUAAAGAAGACGCAUCUCUUGGAAAGCUGCCUGUCAGUCAUUGCACAGGCAUUCAUGGAUAGCUUUUCUAUUUCAGAGCAACAUCUAGGAAAGUCCUCUCCGACCAACAAACUUCUUUAUGCUAAAGAUAUUCCAAUGUUUAAAGAAGAAGUGAAAAAUUAUUAUAAAGGUAUCAGAGAUGCACCUCCUGUCUCCUCAGCAGAACUUAAUGAGUUCCUAAUGGCAGAGUCGAAGAAACACGAGAAUGAGUUUAAGGAAGAUGUGGCUUUGUUGGAACUGUACAAGUACAUUAAGAGGUAUCACCAAGUGGUUCUGGAUAUGUUGGAGAAAGAGCCUGGAUUUGAAGAUGAGCAAAAGCAGCUCCUGGAUAUCACAGCAUUAAUGGAAGAUAAAAAGAAGUGCAUGUGGAACUGAGAGAAUUACUUCCAUGUAUAGCACCUGCUUUUUCUUUCCAUGGACCUUACAUAGGGUUUUACAUUUAUCAUGCAUGCGUAUAAAAUGAGUUAUCACCUAAAACUUAUAUAAAUAUAUAAUAUAUAAAUGGUUUCUACCUGAAUGAAACACUCUGUUGCCUAAUAGUCAAACAGAUAGUUCAUCUAGUGGGACAGUUGUUUCAUGUCUUUCUAUUGGCUGUAAUUCAUUUAUCCAUAGCACCAGUAUUAUGACUGUCCCAUUGCUAUUUAUGUAUGCUAUUUAAGUAUGUGGAUGAAUGAGGUUGUGCAAACUAAACUAUUCUUUGUAUUGAAUAUUUCUAGAAAUGGUUAUACCUUGGUAAAACAUUUUUUUUACUUUUAUAAUCUAAUUAAAGAUAAAUAGACCUGU
Molecule: messenger RNA, 5284 nt
Organism: Xenopus tropicalis (tropical clawed frog)
Lineage: Eukaryota; Metazoa; Chordata; Amphibia; Anura; Pipidae
Gene: plxnc1
Product: plexin C1
Exons: 33
Coding region: 305-4876 (1523 amino acids)
Biological process (GO): semaphorin-plexin signaling pathway
Cellular component (GO): membrane
Molecular function (GO): semaphorin receptor activity
Source: RefSeq, a predicted model, not a curated record